This is a messenger RNA of Parastagonospora nodorum SN15, 783 nucleotides long. RefSeq lists its product as hypothetical. The transcript has 3 exons. NCBI's taxonomy places the organism in Eukaryota, Fungi, Ascomycota, Dothideomycetes, Pleosporales, Phaeosphaeriaceae. The record is from RefSeq and is a predicted model, not a curated record. Bases 1 to 783 code for a protein of 260 amino acids.
AUGCCCCCAGUACGCUCUGCUCAGCCUGCCAUCCCGCAGCCGGCAGUGACUCGGCCGCUUCUCACAUCAACCAUCGUCGUCCUGGCUUCCGUCGCCUUGCCUAUCGAUGAUCAGAUGCCGGACACAUAUCCUGUGGUCGCUCCGCCCAUUUCGCAGCAUCGUCUACCCAAGGAGCUACCCCACGUCUCGCCUGCUUUCUUGGACGUGCCACAGCCGACCCGCCUCAGGCCCAGCCGCAAGCGACCCAUCGAGAUCUUCGUGGACAGCACAGCGGACUCGGUGCCUCGGGGUCCUCCUUCGCAGCGACCUAGGCUCGAUGGUCGUAGUCCCCUCGGCAAGCGGAGCGACUCGGCAAACAGCACUCCAUGCCCAUCUCCACGUGAUGAUGCCGCCCCAUACUCGCAGUCGCCAAAUGACUCCUUCUGGACCGGCCAGGAGAACCGAGACCCGAAUCCGCCGGUCACUCCCGAGCCUUUUGUUGCUGCAUUCCCCCGUGCUCGCAUCGUCCGCCCCGUCCGUUCGCCUCGUCUGCCUCUGCCUCCCCCAAAAGAUGUCGUGCUUUACGAUAUUUUAGGUCUAAAUGACUGGAACGUCUCCAAGAACCAGAUCUUGUCCGCCUGGCGGCAUGUUUCCCUCGAUCUACACCCCGACCGCGUAGCCGAAGAGUUCCGCGGCACCGCCACCAUAUUGAUGCAGGAAGUCAACGCCGCCAAAGAGGUUUUGACUGACCGUGCUGCUCGGCGCGCCUAUCACAGGACUGGGGCCUUGCCCAUGGCCAUGUAA